Messenger RNA from Laetiporus sulphureus 93-53, 557 nucleotides. RefSeq lists its product as uncharacterized. The record is from RefSeq and is a predicted model, not a curated record. NCBI's taxonomy places the organism in Eukaryota, Fungi, Basidiomycota, Agaricomycetes, Polyporales, Laetiporaceae. The coding region runs from base 36 to 215 and encodes 59 amino acids. The transcript is spliced from 2 exons.
UGCAAAAUCAACGUGGAUACUGAGACCUAAUUUACAUGGUGGUGCGAUUAAAGGAGAUGUUGGGCAGUUCAAGUAGAGAGACUAAGAGACAUAACGCAGACUCCUCGCCUUCCCAACGUCAAGUAUUCGCCAACGAUCCGUUCGAAAGACCCUGCAUUUCACAAGAACGGACCUCAGCGGACUUGUUGAAUUCGGUUCGUUUUCAUGUAGUCUAAUCCGAAUGUUCCAAUCUAGACACAGACGAAGAGCUCGGAAGUGCGAUGCCAGGAAAGACACAUUUAUUCCAGCAUAGCGAAGCAAAAAGCAAGCGAGUUGUAGACUAGCUAACACAGCCCAACAGACUCCUCGCCAACAAGGCACACAGGAUCCACAGCCUUUGCAAAUAGCCUUCAAAAUUGUACGAACCACCGACCCGUCCCCUCGCCACGGAAACAAAUCACGACAGAGGAGACACCAGGUACUGAGACGUCCGCCUUGCUCUUGACACGGCCUGACACUCGAACGGCCGCGUAGCACGCGCAGCUAUGAGCAACAUGGGGAAGAUCGUGGCCGUGUCG